AUGCGCUCAUUGCUCUGCUCCCCUACCCUCACUCUCACUCUCUCCCCUGCCCGCACUCAUUCCUCUGCUCUCACUCUCACUCUCUCGCUCCUCUCCUCUCUGCUCUUCGACGCCGGCGGCGACUUGCGCUGUGGAAGCUCCACCGCCGCCAUGCCUUCCUGGAAUGACGGGGAUACGAGCUCAGAGGAUGAGUGCGACAUCACAAGCAUGGACUUGGCUCUUUGGGAGACCCCUGACACCACCGCGGAGCCUCUUUUCUGUGGCCAGCUGGAGCUUUCUGAACCCACCUGCAUGAUGCACCACAUGAGGCCAAUUAAGUGUGUGGCAUUUGAAGGAAUCUUAACUGGAAGGCGUUUCUAUGGUUGUCCAGUGCGCAGCAGGAUGAACUGCAAUAUGCCUUGUAUUAAGAGUGAAGGUGUUAACUGUGGUGUUACUGAGUGGGUUGACAAGCCCUGGCAUCCAAUUCUUCAGAAUUGCUUGUCCAGGCUGUGGGACAUGUACCAUGAACAGAAUUGUGGCAGGGUAGUUGAUAAGCAGAAGUAUGAGAAGCAUUUGGCCAAGCUUAAGACUGAAAAUGACAAGCUGUGCAUUGAGUACACAAAGCUUGUCCAAGAUGUAUCCAAGAUGUUUGAUUGGCAGGAUGGUAGGGUAGGCCACAUGGAUAACCAGAAGGCAAUUGAGGAGGAAGAAUUUGAGAAGAAGAAAGAGGUAGAAGAGAGAGCUAGGUUGGAGGUUCAGAUGGAGAAGCUCAAACUUGCCAAGGAACAUAGGUGCAUUUUACAGAGUCAAGCUGACAUUAUCAAGAAUACCAGGAAGGCAAAGAAGGAGGUUGAACAGGAGAGAGAUUUUCUUAAGAUAGAGAAGGCCAAGCUUGAGCAUGUGGUGAAUGAGCUGCUGAGUGAUGGGCAUGCAAGCAAGGAGAAACUUGAGAAAAUCAAGGCCAUCCUUGAUUCAUGA
Messenger RNA from Aegilops tauschii subsp. strangulata, 957 nucleotides. NCBI's taxonomy places the organism in Eukaryota, Viridiplantae, Streptophyta, Magnoliopsida, Poales, Poaceae. The record is from RefSeq and is a predicted model, not a curated record.